AUGAGUUUGAAUGAGUCAGGUCAUUCGGAUGCAUUAAAAAAUGGUGACUCUUCUUUAUGUGCUCUUUCUUUGUAUUCCAUCUUUUCUCGUGAGUAAGAAGAGGUGAUGUGCCCUUAGUCGCUUCGAGCUACAAAGAAAAGCAGGGUAUUUUCACAUGAGUACUUUGUUACGUCGUACGUAGUUUCAAUUUGAUCUAUAAUUUAUCGGCGGUUUUUGUUAUAUGUUGGAGCAGGUUUUUGGUAUUGGUUCAUUGGUUGCAUGAGCUGCUUUUACUUUUUAGAAUUCUUUCUUCUAUCAGUCUUGUGAACCAAAAGAAAAUGGCGAGCGCAGCCAUAGAGGUAACUAGGUCUCUGACGCCCUUAUCAUCGGGCUUGCAACGACUUCAGGCGACUGUAGUGAAAGGGUUUCAACGUGGGUCAAAGAGUCUCGGAUUUCCGACUGCAAAUAUGCGCAUACGGUGGGACGCAGCUACCGAAGACCGAGAAUCUUUGCCUCCGGCGGAGAAGAAAAUGCUUGAAUUUAUGGACACGCAUGAGCCUGGCAUAUACUACGGGUGGUGCCAGGUAAGACACCUAUACAACUCCGUACUAUAAGCAAAAUUGUGUCGGUCGUGUACUAGCCCUCGUUUCAUUUUCGAAAAGCAUAGUAGAACUUACUUUUGACACCCAGCGACAAAAAUUUCAGGUGCGCGGCUUCGCCAGUAACAGGAGCUCGAGUUCGGCAGCGACAGGCAGUAUACCCGAAACGGAGGUGCCAGCAACAGGAGAUGCCAGCGCUGCUGACGGUGAGGCAAAAGUACCUGUGACGAGAGACGUGCUCAAAGCGGCUGUCAGCAUCGGCUGGAAUCCCACGUACAAGGACGUUAAACAGAAGGUAAUUGAGCCAUGGAUACUGCACGACUUCGGCGAAGUCGAGUUCUACGGUGCGGAGUUGCGUCUUGUACUGUGCGGGUAUGUGCGGGGCGAAAUCGAUUUCCAAGGAAACUUUCCGCUUCUCAUAAAAGCCAUCAAAGAAGACGGAGAAUUUUGCGAAACAGCGUUAGAAAAUCACUUCGAUGUGAAAAAUGAUGCCUUUUUCGUUGAACCAUGAUUUGUGAACUACCAAUCAUUUCAAUGAGCUCUCAGUCUCAAGCCUUCAAUUUUUGAAAGAACCGACGAGUAGUUUUUCGCGCGAGGUGCUGUCGUGGGCCACGGCAAGGCAGAAAGGCGAUGGGUAAUGUAGUUAAGAGG
This is a messenger RNA of Amoebophrya sp. A25, 1229 nucleotides long. NCBI's taxonomy places the organism in Eukaryota, Dinophyceae, Syndiniales, Amoebophryaceae. The record is from the annotation of a GenBank genome assembly.